Pelagomonas calceolata is the source of this 542-nucleotide messenger RNA. The record is from the annotation of a GenBank genome assembly. NCBI's taxonomy places the organism in Eukaryota, Pelagophyceae, Pelagomonadales, Pelagomonadaceae.
AUGGCCGCGUUACGCCGUCUCUCUUCCGCGAAGAUCCCUGCGGGCGCCGCGCUGACGACGCGCCGCCUCUCAAGCAGUCAACUCUCAGACACUGCAGCUCGUCGCCUGUCAGUCGAGUCGUUGAGCCUCUCGCCGACGAUACCGUAUGAACGCAGACCGAGCGGGGGUCCUCUCACGCCCCGGCCCACGCUCACGCCAACUAACACGCCGGCGAACCUGAACGCGCUCCUCGCGCCGCCCGCGAUGCCGCGCCGCGCGUCGACCUAUCAUGAUACCGAGAAGGCGAAUAGCGGCGAGUUGGACAACAGCGGCGGGUCUGCGAGCGGUGCCGAUAUCAUCAGGAGAGAAAGAGGCGUAUUCCCGCGGACGCCGUCGACGCCACGUCGAAGCGUCGCAACGCCGUCGUCGCUGUAUCCGCUUCUGCUCGAUGGCGUUCUUCGCGCAGGUCGACGGGCAAGAAUAGGCCGCUCGGGCGAGAGCUCAAGCCGACGCUCCCUCGGGUCCUAUCUCGCGCCAACGCCUCCGUGGUGGACGAGGAGUAG